AUGGAUCAAACUGCAUCCUCUGAUGCUGCUGCUCUCCAAGUUUUAAAUGAAUUUCGAACACAUCUGAUAGCUGAAGGAGCGAUUCUUCCCUCUAAAGAACUCACUGUGGAUACCUUCGAUGAGCUGGAAGUGUUGAGGUUUCUUCCCAUGAUCGUCACCUACAUGCAAUCCGAUGCCUUAUCAUCCAUGGAGCAGGACGCGUUUGAACAUAUCUACGGCAGUAUCUGGGAGCUAAUUGUCGAGGAAUCACAACGACAUCGAGGACAACCGCGAAAUCCCAUUCUUGCCGCUCUAUUAUCUUCACCCAAACUACGACAGCCCCAGCAAGAGAAUCCAUCCUCCAAACUCAACAACAACAUUGAGCACACCGUCAUCCCGCAAGAUAUCAAAGCAAAGGCUCAAAAUUCCAUCUCGCAGGAAGCUCCAUCCCAACGUGUUCUACACAAAGCUGCAGCGAUCGUGCAGAAAUAUUAUCUACGCCAAGCAAAGCAUAAGUCCAUCCCCAAGCGUAAAACUCCACAAGCUCGUCGUACCCAACGACUACGGAGCGCCAAUGUGCACACAAAACAACUGUUCCCAGAUUCGAUCCGUGUGACGAUCGAACUUCCGCGCUACAAACGCUCGAUAGCCACGCCGAAGCAACCAACCACUACCAUCACCGAGGAUGAGGAGGAAGAUCCAGAAAUGGAGGCAAAAAUCUUGGCCGCCAUACAGGCACAGAUUGGCAAUCCCAGUCUUGAGGAGGAGGACGACGAAGAGGAAGAUGAGGAGGAAGGACCUGCUCAGCAGGAGGAAGAUUCGUCCGAGUACUUGGACGAUGAGGCCGACUAUAUGGGCAUCCUUGGCGACGAUGACGACGAUGAUGAUGACGAUGAUGAUGACGAUGAAGAUGAGGAGGAAGAAGCGACUAACAAUGAGGCUGCUGCUGCUGGCAGGCGUGCGCUAUUUAAAACGAAUGUACACGACUACGAGAAUCCUUCCUUUAAUGAGCUGCUGCUGUUGGCCGCUCGUCAUCGGGCCAUUCAGCAGCAGCGACUGCAACAGCGCCAGCAUCUCGCUUACCGGAAAUCGCAAUCGAAUCGACACAGUAGCUAUGAGGAUUACUAA
This is a messenger RNA of Anopheles maculipalpis, 1107 nucleotides long. Its product is annotated as ATPase family AAA domain-containing protein 2-like. Bases 1 to 1107 code for a protein of 368 amino acids. Lineage: Eukaryota; Metazoa; Arthropoda; Insecta; Diptera; Culicidae. The record is from RefSeq and is a predicted model, not a curated record. The transcript is spliced from 3 exons.